UUUCUUCCUCCAAUUCUACCCAAAUUCCAAAAUAUAACAGCCAAUCUCCAUUUCCCUUCACCAUAAUUUCACAAUUCUUGACAAUUCUUCUCCAAUGAGGCCUAAAACCAAUCCAACAUUGAGCUUCAAGGUGCUCCUUCUUGGAGUUUUCAUUGCCUUCUUGCUCCUUUUUGUGUUGAGAUCAAGCUUAUCAUUGUCAAAACAAGAAGAGUCUUCCCCCAUUUCACAAACAAAUCAUCUUCCAAAAACCUUGAGUGCAACAAAAGACUCAUCAAAUCCUGAAAAUUGCUCACCAAGUUGUAACAAAAUCCCAAGAUCUCUAGCGCAAGCUCUUAUUCAUUACACAACGUCAACAAUCACCCCACAACAAACCCUCAAAGAGAUCGCAGUGACAGCAAGAAUCCUGGAGAAGAAAUCCCCAUGUAAUUUCCUUGUUUUCGGGCUCGGCCACGACAGCCUGAUGUGGAGCUCGCUCAACUACGGAGGCAGAACAAUCUUCCUGGAAGAAGAUGAAGCCUGGAUUGAGCAAAUCCGACGGCGUUUUCCCAUGCUGGAGUCAUAUCAUGCCACUUACGACAGCAAAGUGAACCAGGCUAAUAACUUGAUGGAAGUCGGGAAAGGCCCCGAGUGCACGGUCGUGAGUGAUCCAAAAUUCUCGAUGUGCCAGCUUGCCAUGAAGGGCCUCCCGGCUGAAGUUUAUGACAUAAAAUGGGACAUGAUAAUGGUGGAUGCGCCAACGGGGUACUACGAGGAGGCUCCGGGGAGAAUGACUGCGAUUUAUACAGCAGGAAUGAUGGCGAGAAACAAAGAAAACGGUGAAACUGAAGUAUUUGUUCAUGAUGUGAAUCGCGUUGUGGAGGAUAAUUUCUCCAAGGAGUUUUUGUGUGAAGGGUACAUGAAGAAACAGGAAGGAAGGCUAAGGCAUUUCACAAUUCCAAGUCAUAGAGAUGUUUCUGAGAGACCCUUUUGUCCCCAAUAGGUAGAUUUCUGUGGUGUUGUGAUUUUUAAUUGCUUCUUUAAUUUCCAGGAAAAUAUUAAGUUUGCAUUUUCUUGGCAGAAACUUGUCCUGGAAAGUUGAGUUUUUUCCUGGAAACAAACAUAUUGAAGAGUCUAAUGCCCUCUUGAUUUUCAUCUAAUGAAUCCUAAUAACACAGCUGGGAUUUGAUUGUAUUAAAGAAGAAAGUAAAAUGAAAAAUUCUCUCUCUUUUUUUUUUGGGAAAGGUA
Mangifera indica (mango) is the source of this 1224-nucleotide messenger RNA. Its product is annotated as glucuronoxylan 4-O-methyltransferase 1. The transcript has a single exon. Gene Ontology annotation, biological process: xylan biosynthetic process. Bases 95 to 979 code for a protein of 294 amino acids. Lineage: Eukaryota; Viridiplantae; Streptophyta; Magnoliopsida; Sapindales; Anacardiaceae. The record is from RefSeq and is a predicted model, not a curated record.